GGAGGGCCCUACAGAGCAGAGCCCAGGAGGGUAAGGACAAGUGUUAGAGGACUACAUCUUCACCCAGCCCAGAAAGGACUUGUCUCGCCCCUCAGCUGGACCUCACUCCAGCCCUGCGUAGCAGCAGAAGGUGACUUUGCAGAGAACCCCAGGAGGCCUCGAGAGGAGUGAGGAGCAGUACUCACACGGGUCACCCACCCUGCACCAGGAGGCCGCUGCUUUGUCCUACGGAGGAGAGGACCACAAUGCUGGGCCCUCACUUCCCACCGCUACCCCUUGGGCCCAGCGAGGGGAGGCCUGCCCCUUGCCCCUUCCAGAUCCCGGAUGGCAGCUACAGGUGCCUGGCUCUGGAAGCUGAGGAGAGCAGCAGUGAAGAUGGCCUCCAGGGAGAGGGGAGGCUUGUGGAGCUGGAAGAAGAGGCGGCCAGCAGAAGCAGAGCCAGGCAUGGGACUGUGCAGCUAUCCAGAGCCCCAGGCAUAAUCCAGCCAUCCAGCUGUUCCAGGGAGGCACGAGGUGGGUUCCAGCCCAGUGACAGGGCCAGCCACGACUGGGAUGUGGUACAGGCCCGAAAAGUGAUGACAACCAGUGGCAGCACCAGCCCUGGGCCCAGGGUGGCCCAGAAGCCAGCACUGGGCCGGAGCACUAGCUUCACUGAAAAGGAUCUGAAGGAGGCCAAGGCGUGGAGCCAGCAGAUUGCAGCCCAGCUGACCACCCCUCCCAGCUCCAACUCCCGAGGGGUCCAGCUCUUCAACAGGCGCCGGGAGAGGGUGAACGAGUUCACCUUGGAGAGCCGUGGCCAGAGGCCACCAAAGCUCAGCGAAGAGGCCCUCCCAGCAGGGCACCCCUCGAGCCCCACAGGCCAUGCCCCAGGGCUCAGUCUGAGUCCUACCUCUCCAUCCAAGCCAGGCCCUCCAAAGCACCCCAGCCCCCGAAGCCCCAGCAGAGGGAUCCCUGGCCACACCAUGGAGGAGUACUCGGAAGAAGCCAGUCUCCUGCGGCACCUGGAGAAGGUAGCCAGUGAGGAGGAAGAAGUGCCGCUGGUAGUUUAUUUAAAGGAGAAUGCAGCCUUGCUAACGGCUAAUGGGCUACACCUGUCCCAGAGCCGCGAACCCCAACAGCCCCCACCAAACCCUCCAUCAACUGAGGUGCACAGUCCAGCGGCAGAUAUCAACCAGAACCCUUCCGCGCCCAAUGCCACAGUCACCACAGCGGCGUCCAACGGCCACCACAACCAGCCCACCACCGAUGUGAAUCAGAAUCCCCCAGCGACUGUCACCCCUGUCCAACAGAAUUCAUCUGAGGCACAGUGUCCCCCAAAUGGCACACCUGAUUCCAAACCCGGCACUCCCUGUGCCGACGGGCAGCCCCCGGUACCAGCAGAGGAGGUGCGAUCCAGCAUUCUCCUGAUCGAUAAGGUGUCCGCUCCGUCGUCUGCCGCCAGCCCCUUCUCUAGGGAAGCCACUCCCCUCUCCAGCUGUGGGCCGCCACCAGCCGCAGAUCUCAUGUCCAGCUCCCUGCUCAUUGAUAUGCAGCCUAGCAACCUAGUGGCAUCAGCAGAGCAAGAGAUGUCUGGACGGGCAGCUGUCACCACGCCCACUAAGGUGUGCAGCGAAGUACAUCUCACACUAGCCAAGCCCGCCUCGGUGGUCAACAGGACGGCCAGGCCCUUUGGGAUCCAGGCACCAGGGAGUACCAGCCAGAUGGAGUACAGCCCCAUGAUGGGAAGGCGGCAUUUUGGAGAGAAGGCCUGGGCUCCCCCGGCUCCCACCAUGGUGGAUAGGAGUCCCCAGCCGCAAAGGCACAUGAUGUCCCGCAGCCCCAUGGUAGAAAGGAGGCUGGUUGGGCAGCGAAGCCCAGUCCUGGAGAGGCGCCCCUUAGGAAGCUUCACCCCACCCCCCACCUAUACCGAGACUUUGUCAACAGCCCCUGUGGCUUCCCGGGUUAGGUCUCCUCCCUCUUACUCAACUCUGUACCCCAGCUCCGACCCUAAGCUGCCUCACGUGAAGAGCCAGGCAGCCCCUGCCAACAAGACAGGCAUUUUGGAAGAGUCGAUGGCCCGCCGAGGCAGCCGGAAAUCGAUGUUCACUUUCGUGGAGAAGCCCAAGGUUACCCCAAACCCAGACUUGCUGGAUCUAGUGCAGACAGCCGAUGAGAAGCGGAGGCAGAGAGACCACGGGGAGGUGGGCAUGGAAGAAGAGCCCUUUGCCCUGGGAGCUGAGGCCUCCAAUUUCCAGCAGGAGCCAGGAGCUCGGGACAGGGCCAGCCCUGCGGCCGCUGAGGACACCGUGCCUGAGUGGGCCUCCUGCCUCAAGUCACCCCGCAUCCAGGCCAAGCCGAAGCCCAAACCCAACCAGAACCUCUCGGAGGCCUCAGGGAAGGGGGCUGAGCUCUAUGCCCGCCGCCAGUCGCGGAUGGAGAAAUACGUCAUAGAGUCUUCGGGCCAUGCUGAAUUGGCCCGCUGCCCUUCACCUACGAUGUCCCUGCCCUCAUCCUGGAAGUAUUCCACUAAUGCCCCUGGAGGCUUCCGAGUGGCAUCCCUAAGCCCAGCGCGGACUCCGCCUGCCUCCCUCUACCAUGGCUACCUGCCGGAGAACGGGGUCCUGCGCCCAGAGCCUGCCAAGCAGCAGCCGUACCAGAUGAGGCCUUCACUCUACGCUCUGUCUCCUGUCAAGGAACCUGCCAAGGCCUCAUCACGCACCACCUCACCACGCACUCCAUCACGCACCGUCUCACCUCGUGCUGCCUCCCCAGCCAAGCCUAACUCCCUGGACCUGGUGCCCAACCUGCCUAGGGCAGGCCUCCCGCCAUCUCCUGCUCUGCCUCGGCAUUCCCGCUCUUCCCCAGGCCUCUACACGGCCCCCAUCCAGGACAGCCUCCAGCCCACUGCUGUGAGCCCCACCUACAGCAGUGACAUCUCCCCGGUGUCUCCCUCCAGGGCGUGGUCUCCUCGAGCCAAGCAGGCCCCCAGGCCUUCCUUCUCCACCCGGAAUGCUGGAAUUGAGGCCCAGGACCGCCCCGAGAGCCUGCCCACAUCCCCGCCCUGGACGCCGGGCGCUUCCCGGCCCCCCAGCAGCCUGGACGGCUGGGUGAGCCCGGGACCGUGGGAGCCGGGUCGCGGGAGCAGCAUGAGCAGCCCUCCGCCGCUGCCGCCGCCGCCGCCACCCAUGUCCCCCUCGUGGAGCGAGCGCUCGGUCUCCCCGCUGCGCCCGGAGGCUGAUGCGCGGCCCCCGAGCCGCCAGCUGCAAGCGCUCCUGGCGCGCAACAUCAUCAACGCCGCCCGGCGCAAGAGCGCCUCCCCGCGGCCAGCGGCCGCCGAGACCCUGCGGCCCUUUUCCCCGCCGCGGGGACCGCCGCCGCCGCCGCCGUCGCGCAUGCGCUCGCCGCAGCCCGCCCGCCCCGCGGGCACCUUCCGCGGAGCCGCCUUCGCCCCGAUCCCGCGGAGCCCGCUGCCAGUCGGGCCUCCGUCCUGCGCUAGUCCCCGGAGUCCUCAGGCCACGCCGUCCAGGCCUUUUCCCUACCGCCGCUCGCCCACAGACUCCGACGUGUCCCUCGACUCUGAGGACUCCGGGCUUAAGUCGCCCGGCAUCCUCGGCUACAACAUCUGCCCUCGAGGUUGGAAUGGCAGUCUGAGGCUCAAGCGUGGUAGUCUCCCCACCGAGGCCUCCUGCACCACCUAAGGUUUCCCACCCCGGGAGGGCCGAGCCAGAGGAGGCACCAAGCUUGGGGUACCCCCAGCUCCGGGACCUCAAAGGGUCUGACCUCAUUGGACAGCUCCAGAGAAAGGGGUCAGGGAAGGAGAGCUCCGGGCCUGGGGGCCGAGUAGCUUGUGACUCAAACUUGGGCUCUAGCCCUUGGCUCUAUCAUUCAUUUGUGUGACCCUGAGCAAGAGCCUCCUGCCUCUGACCCUCAGAUUUGGCCGAUGCAGUCUCCAGACAUCUUCCCCUUCCAUCCACACGCUUGUGCCUUGGGGAAGGCAGCUAGGCUCCCUGCCCCUGGACCUGCAGCAUGCCAGGCUUCCAUGUUCCUCCCUUACUCUGUCCUCCGUCAGCCUGGCAAAUGAAGUGUGUGUUUUGAAAAGAACCUGGGCCAUGACCCAUGCCCAGGCCCUGGCUUGACCACCAGCUCCUGGCACCAAGUCCUAGGCUAGAACAGCUGUUUUCCAUCUCUUCUCAGACUAGCUCUAUUUUUAUCUGGUGACCUUUAGAGAGAUCUCCCAGGCAAGCUCAAGGUGCCCUGCUGGGCCCCUCUGGGGAGAAGGAGCUGGAAGAUCCUCCCCAGGCUCUGCCAUGCCGCCUUCUCUACCGCAGCUCAGGGUGGCCGGGGUAUCUUAUGGCCAGGGCAGAGCAGUGUUCCCUGGGGCUAUGGGUCUCAGACCUCUGCCCUUCUUGGCCUGUUCAUGGCAAAUUUUGGGUUUUUCAAAGCUGGGGAGAGAAGAGAUGGCAGCCUUACGUGGCUGCCCCCAGUCGGUCUUACCUAUUUGGAAAGAGGUCCUUGUUAACAGAAUAUGUAAGUCAUGGCCAGGAUGCACAGAGGAGACUCCAGUUUUGGAUAGAGUUGGCUCCUGACAUCUGAGGAGUCUCACCCUGGAGUGCAUCCCAUAGUAUGAGAAAGUGGGGAUGAGGGUGGAAGACCACAGGGCCUAGAUUCAGAGACAAAUAAACCUGGGCGGAAGUAAAGAGGUAUGCCAGUAUGGGCCUGUGUUUCUGGCCACCAAGUGAAUGUCUCCUUCCUUCAGUCUCAGGCCUCGGCCUAGUGUCUAUACCAUGCCCAGAAGAGUGGGCACUGUUAUGUUCAUUUUUCUUCACAUCUCACUCUGGCCUAGCUCGUGCCUGUACCCAGUGGCCUUGAGGAGCCUGUCCCCUAAACUUGAGUGACUCUGAUUCCAAUCCCCAAGAAUGACAUUGGGAAGAAUGUAGCUGAGGUCUGUGAUUUUCAUCGUUGGCUGAUGGUACCCCUUGAGGUUCAGAAUAUCAGAAUUCAGAACCUGGGGUACAGGUGCUGGAGUUCAACGAGGUGCAAAUAUAUGUAGGUGAAAAAAAAAACCA
This is a messenger RNA of Peromyscus eremicus (cactus mouse), 5045 nucleotides long. RefSeq names its product synaptopodin (gene Synpo). Gene Ontology annotation, cellular component: actin cytoskeleton; spine apparatus; Z disc. Gene Ontology annotation, molecular function: actin binding. The record is from RefSeq and is a predicted model, not a curated record. Bases 246 to 3677 code for a protein of 1143 amino acids. The transcript has 3 exons. NCBI's taxonomy places the organism in Eukaryota, Metazoa, Chordata, Mammalia, Rodentia, Cricetidae. Gene Ontology annotation, biological process: spine apparatus assembly; modification of dendritic spine; positive regulation of actin filament bundle assembly.